CUCUCUCACUUGCCCCAGGCAGGAUCGUGGCUAAGUGAAAGGGGCUGCUGGCCACCCCCCUGCCCCCCGAGCUGCCAUGAGUGAACUGGAACAGUUGAGACAGGAAACUGAGCAGCUGCGGAACCAGAUCCGGGACGCGAGGAAAGCAUGUGGCGAUUCUACGCUGACCCAGAUCACUGCUGGCCUCGAUCCGGUGGGCCGGAUCCAGAUGCGGACGAGGCGUACGCUACGCGGUCACUUGGCCAAAAUCUACGCCAUGCACUGGGGGACAGACUCCAGACUCCUGGUUAGUGCCUCUCAAGAUGGCAAACUGAUCAUCUGGGACAGCUACACCACAAACAAGGUCCACGCCAUUCCGCUGAGGUCGUCGUGGGUGAUGACCUGUGCCUACGCUCCAUCGGGGAACUACGUGGCUUGUGGUGGGCUUGACAACAUCUGCUCCAUCUACAGCCUCAAAACCCGCGAGGGGAACGUCCGGGUCAGUCGGGAGCUGCCAGGACACACGGGGUACCUCUCCUGCUGUCGGUUCCUGACCGAUAAUCAGAUAAUCACCAGUUCAGGAGACACAACCUGCGCCCUGUGGGACAUUGAGACCGGCCAGCAGACCACCACCUUCACAGGCCAUAGCGGAGAUGUCAUGUCCCUUUCCCUUUCCCCCGACAUGCGCACCUUUGUCUCGGGCGCUUGUGAUGCUUCAAUCAAACUGUGGGACAUCCGAGACAGCAUGUGCCGGCAGACGUUUACAGGACACGAAUCCGACAUCAACGCCGUCUGUUUCUUCCCCAAUGGGAACGCGUUCACCACGGGUUCGGACGACGCCACCUGCCGCCUCUUCGACCUGCGUGCUGAUCAGGAGCUCAUGCUUUACUCGCACGACAACAUAAUCUGUGGCAUCACCUCGGUGGCCUUCUCCCGCAGCGGCCGCCUCCUCCUGGCUGGCUACGAUGACUUCAACUGCAACAUUUGGGACUCCAUGAAGGGCGACCGGGCAGGGGUCCUCGCCGGCCACGACAAUCGGGUCAGCUGCCUUGGCGUGACGGACGACGGCAUGGCCGUGGCUACGGGCUCCUGGGACAGCUUCUUGAAAGUCUGGGACUGAACCCUGCCUUGGGGGUGGUGGGGGAGAAGGGCAGGCAGCCCGCUGUGGCCCCUCAUCCAGUCUCUGCCCCCUCUGCUGGGGGGGGCUGUGGCCUUGAGC
Molecule: messenger RNA, 1198 nt
Organism: Python bivittatus (Burmese python)
Lineage: Eukaryota; Metazoa; Chordata; Lepidosauria; Squamata; Pythonidae
Source: RefSeq, a predicted model, not a curated record